Salvia miltiorrhiza (redroot sage) is the source of this 381-nucleotide messenger RNA. Its product is annotated as putative late blight resistance protein homolog R1A-3. NCBI's taxonomy places the organism in Eukaryota, Viridiplantae, Streptophyta, Magnoliopsida, Lamiales, Lamiaceae. Gene Ontology annotation, molecular function: alpha-tubulin binding. The record is from RefSeq and is a predicted model, not a curated record. The transcript has a single exon. The coding region runs from base 1 to 381 and encodes 126 amino acids. Gene Ontology annotation, biological process: protein folding.
AUGGGACGCUGUACCUUCAAAACCAAGGAGACGAGUCAAGAGUUAGAAGAAGAAGAAGAAGAAGAAGACGAAGAAGAAGAAGAGUGGGAAAUAGAAGAAGGAGAUGAGUUCAGCUCAUUGCAGUUUCUACAACUCAAUUAUUUAGAUGUGGUGCGUUGGAGAGCUGAUGAAACUAACUUCCCUAGACUCCGACAUCUCAUUUUACGAGGUUGUUAUCAUCUUGAGGAAAUCCCCGCCGGCAUUGGAGAAAUCCCAACCCUCCAAUUAAUCGAGUUAGAAGAGUGCAGCGAUUCUGCAGUGGCCUCAGCCAAACAGAUUCAGGAAGAGCAGCAAUCUGAAUACGGAAACUACGACCUCCAACUUCGUAUCGUCUCAUAUUAG